Messenger RNA from Penicillium brasilianum, 1698 nucleotides. Lineage: Eukaryota; Fungi; Ascomycota; Eurotiomycetes; Eurotiales; Aspergillaceae. The record is from the annotation of a GenBank genome assembly.
GGUCGGCAUCGAUAGUUCCUCGGGCCUAGAAUCAGGUCCCAUAAAGGACCCCCCGAUCCUAUCUGGUCCUGCCCUAGGAUUUUCACUUGAUCGGUCUUCUUUAAGUUCAUUUACAUCAUUACCCGUCCCUUCACGCUUUAACGAUACGACCCAGUCCCAGCAAUCCGGUAACUAUUUCCAAGAUUGGCCCCCAUCCCAAUAAUCCACUUUCCACCGUGUCCAGUGUCCACUAUGUCGUCCCUGGAUGCCACUACUCCCUCACAGGAGUCACAGCCACUGCCCCUCCCGGAAGGCGUCUGCAGCCGCUUCAUCGAGACGCGCGAUCUAAAAUUCCACAUUCUCGAGGCUGGCGCCACUCCCGCCCACGACCGGCCGUUGAUUGUCCUUCUGCACGGGUUCCCUGAGAUCGCCUAUUCAUGGCGUCGAGUCCUCCCCCAGCUCGCAGCCGCGGGCUUUCACGCAGUCGCGCCAGAUCAGCGCGGAUUCGGCCGAACGACGGGCUGGGAUGCGCGGGCCUACGAGGAUGUGGAUCUAACAACUUUUUCCAUGACAGAGCUGGUGCGCGAUAUCGUGGUUUUAGUGCAUGCUUUGGGUUAUCGCUCAGUACAGUGCGUCGCUGGCCAUGACUGUGGUGCCAUGACGGCCGCGACGUGUGCCUUAAUACGACCGGAUUUCUUCCGAAGCGUGGUGCUCAUGAGCCACCCUUUCAAUGGUAGCCCGACCUUGCCUUUCAACACUGCCAAUGAAGGCACUGUGGAAGAACAGCGUGCGGCUACUGCGGGAGGAGGUGGCGGUACCGAAGGAUCUGCGGCUGCUUCGGGGAUCCAUGAAGCUCUGGCCCAACAUGGCCGCAAGCACUAUAAAUGGUAUUACUCGACACCGCAGGCGAGUCCAAACAUGUCGUCGUUAUCUCGAGAUGAAAUGCACCGCUUUCUGCGUGGUUAUUUCCAUCUCAAGAGCGGAUCUUGGCCGGGGAAUCAGCCGCAUCCACUGAAGAGCUGGACUGCAGAUGAAAUUGUUCAGAUGCCGGGCUACUACAUUAUGCCAUUGGAAGCUACUAUGCCAGAGACCGUAGAGAGGGACAUGAAGGAUGAGCCAACACGGGGACAGAGCUCCCACUCGUGGCUCCCGGACGACGAACUUGCAGUCUACGCCGGCGAGUAUGUUCGGACAGGUUUCCAAGGAGGCUUGAAUUGGUACCGGGUGCGCACGGCUCCAGACGGCCGAUAUACUCGAGACUAUGAUACCUUUGCAGGAAAGAAGAUCGAAUGUCCAUGCGCAUUCGUCUCUGGCAAGCAGGAUUGGGGUAUCUACCAAGAGCCCGGAGCACUUGAAAAGAUGACCAGCGGUGCAGUUUGUUCUGAUUUCCGCAUUCUCCGUCUGCUUGAUGGAAUUGGUCACUGGGUACCUCAAGAAAGUCCAAACGAAGUGGUGCAAACCAUCCUCGAGUUGGUACAAGGGCUGGAUGGGUAGCUACUAGUAUCGUAUAGUAGAGCUCUGCAAGAGCCCCGAGGUAUUACUAUCAUCCUUCAUAUCAGUAUAUAAGAAGCGUAUCCUAAGCUCGAAGGGUGAUUUGCGUAAAUAUGAUAUGAAUGAAGCAAAAUACUGCGUCAAUUGCUUCGAGGACUGCACUAUCUCACCCUCCGCAUGGAUCCGUGCCAGGAGAACCCAAAGGCACCGUCCCCAUCAUCGCUGUAU